Molecule: messenger RNA, 750 nt
Organism: Wallemia ichthyophaga EXF-994
Lineage: Eukaryota; Fungi; Basidiomycota; Wallemiomycetes; Wallemiales; Wallemiaceae
Exons: 5
Coding region: 1-750 (249 amino acids)
Biological process (GO): pseudouridine synthesis
Molecular function (GO): RNA binding; pseudouridine synthase activity
Source: RefSeq, a predicted model, not a curated record
AUGACGUCCAUUAUCAAGCCAAGACUGAAUGUGAUUUUCAAGGAUAAUUUGAUUCUAGUGGUAAAUAAGUUACCUGGUAUGCUAAGCCAAGCUGGAAAUCACAGUAGGCUAUCAAUUGAAAAUUAUUUGGACGAUCUCAAAUUCGACUUUGAUUACCCUCCAAAGCCACUGCAUAGACUCGAUUACACUACUUCAGGUUGCCUGAUGCUCGGUAGAACAGAGAGAGCAGCGAAGCAAUUCAGCAGCGCACUAGCCAACAACAAAAUAACAAAGGAGUACUGGGGACUAGUCGAAAACAUGGAUAGAGUAUAUCACGAUCAAGGUGUAGUCCAAGAUCCAAUCUCCCUGUCCAGCACAGGCAGACCUUAUAUAGGUGGGGAUAAAAAAGCCUUUACGAAAUGGCAGGUGCUGCGAUAUAAUCCGGAGACUUGCGUCGGAUUGUGCAAGUUCGUUAUACAAACAGGACGCAAGCAUCAGAUAAGGCUGCAUGCAUCUCAUGUACUUGGAUGGCCUAUUCUCGGUGACAGGCUGUAUGGACAGUCAAAAUCAACCAAAUCGUCCAGUGUCGUUCAUCUGCACGCCCGUUCAGUUGAAUUUGAGAGAUUCUACAAAAGCAGAUCAGGCAAAGCCCACAAAGAGCAAGUAAAAGUAGAGGCACCGAUACCGCGAGAAUGGACAAAGAAGAUGGAGGAGAGUAAAUUUGAUGAUUUGAUGGAAAAUGCGCCUGUAAAAGGAUUCGGAUUUAGCUGA